CGGGGGGGGCGGCACCGGGGGGGGGCAUCGCCGAGCGCGGCAUCCCGCGACGCCUGCCCGGCUGCAGCCUGCCGAGCCCCCCGCCAGCCGCCGGGGUGGGAGGGGGGGAAGGAAAGCAUUUAAGAAAGGAAUUUUUUUUUUUUUUUUUUUUUUCCAGGGAGAGUUUAAAGGGAAUUUAGGAGAAGGGGGUACAGUUUUUAAGGAGAAAAGUUUGAAAGUUAAAAUUUAGAGGGGCGGAAAAAAAAAAGUUUAGAAAGAAAAAAUUAGAGGGAGCAAAUUCUUUUUUUUUUUUUUUCCAAAGGCAAAAUAAGUGAGGGAGGAAAAAAAAAACCAAAAACUAAAAACCAAAAAAACAACCAAGAAGCAAACAGACGCGGAGCGGGCUCGAGCCGGGCGGUGAGAACAAUACUCCGGGAAAGUUGUGCGCGGCGAGGGAGGGCGCGGCGGGAGGAACAUGCCGCAGCUGGGCAGCGGCGGCGGGGACGACCUGGGGGCCACCGACGAGAUGCUGGCCUUCAAGGACGAGGGCGAGCAGGAGGAGAAGAUCCCCGAGAACGCCUUCACCGAGCGCGACCUGGCCGACCUCAAGUCCUCGCUGGUGAACGAGUCCGAGGGCAGCGGCAGCCCCGCCGCCGCCGCGGACCCUGAGGCCAUCCGGCGUGUGCAGGAUCCGCAGAGGGUUUAUCAGGAGAAGCUCCCGGACCACAUGGAAGAUGCAGGUAUGAAGCACCAGGACCCAGGGAUGUAUAAAGGAUCUGCGUACUCUGGCUACCCCUUCCUCAUGCUCUCAGACCCCUAUCUGCCAAACGGAUCUAUGUCACCUCUGUCCAACAAAGUCCCCGUCGUGCAGCCGUCCCACGGAGUGCACCCGCUCACCCCGCUCAUCCCCUACAGCAACGACCACUUCAGCCACGGCUCCCACUCGCCCCACCUGCCCGCCGACAUCAGCCAGAAGCAAGCAGUGCACCGGCCUUCCCAGACCUCUGACAUCCCCGGCUUCUACCCGCUCCCCCCGGCUGGGGUCGGCCAGAUCACGCCCUCCAUGGGAUGGCAGAGCCAGUCUGUCUAUCCGCUCCCGUCAUGUGGAUUUAGACAGCCGUAUUCGUCAGCGCUUUCUGCUGGGGCUUCUUUCUCCAGGUUCACUCACCCGCUGAUGCUGGGCUCCGGCAUGCACACCACCGGCAUCCCGCACCCCGCCAUCGUGCCCCACUCUGGCAAGCAGGAGAUGGAGCACUACGACCGCAACAUGAAACCUCAGCCAGAACCAAAGAGAGAGAAGGAAGCCAAGAAGCCCACUAUCAAGAAGCCCCUGAAUGCUUUCAUGUUGUAUAUGAAAGAGAUGCGGGCGAAGGUCAUUGCUGAAUGCACACUGAAGGAGAGCGCGGCCAUCAACCAGAUCCUGGGAAGGAGGUGGCAUGCGCUGUCCCGGGAGGAGCAGGCCAAGUACUACGAGCUGGCACGCAAGGAACGGCAGCUCCACAUGCAGCUCUACCCCGGCUGGUCCGCACGGGAUAACUAUGGGAAAAAGAAGAGACGGACACGGGAAAAGCAACAGGACUCCAACUCAGAUCCUGCCUCUCCUAAGAAAUGCAGAGCUCGCUUUGGCCUCAACCAACAAACGGACUGGUGCGGCCCGUGCAGGAGGAAAAAGAAGUGCAUUCGGUACUUACAAGGAGAAGGACGCUGUGCCAGCCCAGUUUCUUCCGAUGGAAGUGCUAUAGACUCCCCUCCCUCUCCCCUGGAUGCACUCCAAUGCAUAUCCUCUGCUUUCCCUUCAGACAAGCUUGCAGCCCCCGCAGACUCCGCACACAGAGAACACACCGACCCCCUCCCCGUCUCCGCUCACAUCACAGCUGCUGCCUGCUCCUCCAGACCCAGCGCCGGGUGCUCUCCCGCCCCCACGGAGCCCUCGGCCCGCAGCGUGGCUUCCACGGGGACAUAGUCCCACGCCCAGCCGUGUUUGCUGAGACACCGGGCACUUUGCUCUCCCACUGAAAAGGACCAGAGGCCCAUCCCAAUUCCCUAUUUCACGGCAAAACUUGCAAAGUUAGGCAACAGAACGAUUGGAGGAUGCUGGAAAACGCAUUUGAUUCUUUGGGGGGGGAGGGUGGCGGUUAAAGAUAGCAAAGUGAUUCUUAAGAAGGUUAAAAAAAUACUUGCCAAAAUUUGAAGUGCUGAUGAGUAAACAAGCCUUUUGUCCCUGCCCUGUGCUGCUUUUUUUGUUUGUUUGGGGUUUUUCUUUUUUUUUUUUACUGCAUUACCUAUGAGUGUGGCAGAAAGCAAAGGCAGACUCCCCAGCUUGCUGCAGUAGGUGGUAGGUGCUCUAAAUCUAACACUGGCUUCCGUGUCCCGCCUUCUGAGCUGCUUUAAGCUGUAGUCCUCCUGUAGCUGUUAUACCACAGAGCUGGAAAAGCUGGAAUAGGAGCCUUUUGUACAAGCCCUUGUGUCUGAAAACGAAAUGUAGCGAUGCUAGCUUUCUGAUCUGCCUGGACGAUAGAGAAAUGAAAUAUUUAAACAAAUGAGAUGUAUUUAAACUUCUUGUUUGAGAACAGGAAGGUACUGUUUACAGGUACUAGUCUCUGUGCAGACACGUUGAAUCCCACUAGCGUACGGCUCGGCGGAGGAUUGCUCCCCAGUCAGUCCGGUGCAGGGUCUCCCCUGCUGUUGUGCUUCGGUUGUUGCAGAUUCAGCCAGAAUUCCCAUGCAACGGGCUGGGAAAAGCCUCAGAAAGCCUCCAUUGAACUCUGCACCAGCACACACACGAGGAGCACAGGGCCAGCACGCUCGGAGCCGUACAGCCCAGCUGAGGCACUCGGGGUGCUGCGCUCCAGCUCCCGGUCGGGCUGGGGCCGGGCUGCAGGUGGGAGCUGAGCCCCACGCUCUCCCCACUGUGCAGCCCGGAGCAGCAGCGCCCUGCCCUGCCCUCUGCUUGCAGUCUGUACUUACCCGCUGCAAGAUCCCAAACGUUUCUUGCUGAUUUGGUGUCUGACUUUUUAAAGAACGUAUCCUAGCUUUUUCUAAGAGAUCUCCCUCGAGCCUCGCGCCGAGGGCAAACGUUACGGCAUUCUCUCCAGCUUAAAAAUAUUUACCAGUUCCUGGUAUUUUAUUUAUACAUUGAUCUGCGGACAGAUUCUGAUCUCCAUAAACUGAAGUAAGCCCUAAGUUAACCAAAUGCAUCGAUCUACUCUACGUUUACACACCUGUCACACAAACCAGAAUCUGGGCCGCUGCGUAUUUUUUCCUGCUUGAAAGAAAUGUAUUUUAGACUGCUGAAGAGAAAAGAACACCACAGAAAGAGGGAGAGAGGGGUCUAUUUUUUUCUACUUUACAGAAUAGGUUUUGGAGUACUGGAUACAAAUGAUGUAGUAAUAUUAUUGUAGAACCGCAAGAAAUUUAAGAUGACCUUUAUAAUGUAAAAAAAAAAAAUAUUUUUAUAUUUUUUUUCUUAAAACAAAAACCCUCAUUUUUUACAUUGGACUCAACUUUUUAAACAAGUCUAUGCAUCAAAGACUGAAAAUUAAAAAAAAAAAAAAAAAAGACAAGUGAUUAGUCCAUAGAGCAUCUUGGGGUUUUGUUCCCUUAACUUAGGUACUUUCGCUUCUAGUAGCGUAGGUUUUAGCUUAGGAGACCUGCACCUGUUGCUUUCUUCCUCUUCUGUGUCAGUGUAACGUCAGUAGCACUGGCUGAAAGCUGCGUGCAGACCUCACAGAGCUGUGUGAGCCCAGAGAGAAGCGCGCCCUGGCAGUGCGCGAUGCAGCACGGGAUGAACGCCCCAUCUGCUCACUGUGACAUUACUGCAGCAAGCUUAGACAACAGCACGGUCAGUGCUGAGCACAGGAACUCAGCCAGCCAUUCCCAGACCUGACAUAGGCUCUUCUUAUGACUAUACGUAUAUAUACAAACCUUAAAAAUAAAAAAAAGCUAUGCCUCAGCUCACCAUCCUUCACUUUGAGACCCUGUGAUGUAAGGUGCUGUAGAAGUGACAACUACUGUAAAAGCCACAGGUGAUGAAUCAGCCACCUGGAGCUGGCUGUAAGGCUGGCACAACGCAAUUCCCGAGCGGUGUUUCAUGGUUGGAUGAAACGUAACUUAGCAGCAAAGACAGGUACAAAGAAAAACCAGACCUGUCUAAAUAACACCAGAGGAAAUUUAAGGGAAAGUCCUGACCAGUAUUAAACUGCAUAUUGUGAUCGAGGACCGAGUAGCACUAAACAGCCGUCAUUCAUUUCAGAACUCAUCAGGACUUCCCUUUACUUCAAGGCUGCUCGUAGCCCCUGCACGGUGUCCGGGCUGCCCGCCUUGCUCAGGGCACGCUGACCGGGCUCAGACCCCCCCGUGUGACAGCCUCCUCUCCCACUGCUCUUCCACCCAACUCCUGCACAACCUCCCUGGUGAAACCUGCCCUCCCCUUCUCCAGGAGCCCUCCCUUGUGCAUCCGCUCCUGUGCCAUGGCCAUUCCCACAGCCAGGGAGCAGGCCCGCGCCUUCUGACCGAUGCUCCCGAGCAGCUCUCACCAGCACAGCAUCAUUUUGGCCUUAUGCUCUGCUCGCUCCGUGCAGAGCCCAACCUCACCCUGUGGCUUCAGCUACCGCAGCGUAAGCUCAGAAUAUCCACACGGUGUGCUGGUACCUGAGAAAACAUAUUUCCUUUCCCAAAACGUGUAAGAAUGAGACCUCUGAGCUGCCCGUUUCUGAGACAGAACAGCGAGCUGACCGACUUCUGUUCCAUGCCCUACGGCUCACAAUGCCAAAACAGUUACUGUUACUGAUGCCAAAAACAAUCUUUAGCAAUGCUAUAUGAAGUGUUACUAUUUUGUGUUAACGUGCUUUUUUAGCAGAAGGAAAACUUGGCCCUUAAGUUUUUAAUCGCAGAAAGGAUUUUUUUUUUCUUUAGUUUUUACAGCAAUUUCAACUUUUCUUGAAAUACACAUUUGAAUUCCUGAAACCAGUCUGAAUGUAGAAGCCAUGGAAAUACCACUUCAUUAAACCAAGUGAAACCACUGUACGUAUGUAGCAGGGAUAAAUGUUUUGCAGCUGUACUUUCAUUUGUCCAAUGAUUAGCCAUCAUUUGUUGUAAUUUUUUUUACUUCACCAAGUUUGUAUUUUUCGGCUUUUGUGUUCAAAAUAUGUUUAUAGCUUUAUAAAUAAAGUAAUUGCCAGCCUGGCUAUUCAAAAUAGGCCACUGGAAGUUAUAAUGCUA
Numida meleagris (helmeted guineafowl) is the source of this 5199-nucleotide messenger RNA. RefSeq names its product transcription factor 7 (gene TCF7). The record is from RefSeq and is a predicted model, not a curated record. The transcript has 12 exons. Lineage: Eukaryota; Metazoa; Chordata; Aves; Galliformes; Numididae. Gene Ontology annotation, biological process: canonical Wnt signaling pathway; regulation of transcription by RNA polymerase II. The coding region runs from base 455 to 1942 and encodes 495 amino acids. Gene Ontology annotation, cellular component: beta-catenin-TCF complex. Gene Ontology annotation, molecular function: DNA-binding transcription factor activity, RNA polymerase II-specific; RNA polymerase II cis-regulatory region sequence-specific DNA binding.